Molecule: messenger RNA, 1449 nt
Organism: Magnusiomyces paraingens
Lineage: Eukaryota; Fungi; Ascomycota; Dipodascomycetes; Dipodascales; Dipodascaceae
Exons: 1
Coding region: 1-1449 (482 amino acids)
Biological process (GO): mRNA splicing, via spliceosome
Cellular component (GO): catalytic step 2 spliceosome; Prp19 complex; precatalytic spliceosome
Molecular function (GO): protein binding
Source: RefSeq, a predicted model, not a curated record
AUGGCACUUUUCUACGGCGACCCGGACAAGAUCGAUUACGACGCUAUCAAGAAAACUUCAGAAACCCAUAUUAAAGCUGCAACCUCUGGACUAUUUGGAAAUGCAUUGCUCCCACUAGACGAUUCCACAUCUUCCGCGGAGGCUGGAUCCCCCGCGGCUUCGAAGCUUCGCGUCCUGCACAAGUUCCGUGCGGAGUACGCGCCAUCUCAAACGCUCCCAGCAUACGUCCAAAGAAAAAUGGAUGCUGCUGCUGCCAAACGUAAACCCCCAGCCGGUGUGUCCAAGCCUGGUAGUAACCUUGCAACAGCUACAACAACGAUUGACGCGUCCACACGCAAACUCAUUGAAGGCGUCCCGAUUCCUUCUGAAUCCUCGGCGCUGGCACUCCGACACAAACACACACCGUCGUCCGGCUCACAAUCCUCGUCUCUUAUCAACAAAAACAUUUACGCCCAGGAAAAACCCCAGUGGCACAGGCCAUGGAAACUUAUGCGCGUCAUCAAUGGCCACCAGGGCUGGGUCCGCAGCGUGUGUGUCGAGCCUGAUAAUCAAUGGUUUGCAACAGGCUCUUCUGAUCGCACAAUCAAGAUCUGGGACCUUGCCUCGGGCGAACUGCGGUUAUCACUUACGGGUCACAUUAUGGCUAUUCGUGGGCUUGCAGUCUCUGACCGUCACCCUUACUUAUUCUCAGCUGGUGAAGACAAGAUGGUCAAGUGCUGGGAUCUUGAAACAAACAAGGUUGUCCGCCAUUACCAUGGCCAUCUUUCCGGUGUAUACUCUCUUGCACUCCAUCCUACUCUUGACGUUCUUGUUUCUGCAGGUAAUGAUGCUGUUGCGCGUGUUUGGGAUAUCCGUACGCGUCAACCCAUUCACGUUCUCACUGGCCAUAAAGCCGCCAUCACCCAGGUCCGUUGCCAGGCGGCCGACCCACAGGUCGUCACCACUUCUGUUGACACCACUGUCCGUUUAUGGGAUCUUGCUGCUGGUAAAACAACUACCGUGCUGACGCACCACAAGAAGCCUGUUCGUGGGCUGGCGCUACACCCAGAAGAGUUUACCUUUGCAACUGCCAGUCGCGAUAACAUCAAACAAUGGAAGUUCCCUGAUGGCGACUUUAUGAAUAACUUUUACCCCCCACUUAAUUCCAUUGUCAAUACCCUCAGUGUCAAUCAAGAUGGUGUCAUGUUUGCCGGCGCAGACAAUGGCGCUAUUGGCUUUUUCGAUUGGAAAACUGGUCACAAGUUUCAAGAAACUGCAACAAUUGCAGGCCCAGGCUCUCUCGAGUCAGAAAAUGGUAUUUUUGCUAGUACUUUUGACCACUCAGGAAUCCGGCUCAUUACAGGCGAGGCAGACAAAUCCAUCAAAAUAUGGAAAGAAGACGACCAAGCAACCCCGGAGUCUCAUCCAGGCAUUCCAUGGAAACCGCGGUUAGGCCGCCAAAACUACUGA